AGUAGCUUGCGGUUGUUCAGGAUGACAGCUGAACGGGUCGUAAAGGUAAAGCAACGCAGUCGCUACCAUUAACAACAAUCAUCACAAACUCCAGUUUAACAGAAAGGACAGACACAUUUCACGGUGUGACACGUUUUAUACCACAGGCGGAAGUGUUUGAUUGUACCGGAGGACGGUAAUUGUUAACCUUGCGGAUAUUUUUAGUUCUUUCACGAAGAGAGAAAAAGAUCCGUGUCCGGAUGUGCCAGCAGUAUUGGGUUUUUCGCAUGGCGUAGGCACCUUUUCUAAAGCAGGAUAUCCUUCAUGUUUGGAGGGUCGCAGGAGCCCCUCGGGUCGAGAGUUUUUCUCGCUUUUAACAUUAACUACACCUCCAAGAUUACCAAUUUGUGAGGAAAAAGGAUCAACGAAAUGAUUGUGCAAUAAGAGGAAGAACCUUCGUAACACGUCUUGCCUCAGUGUUGUGACUGUGGAGAGAGCAAGUCACCGGAUACAUUGUUUUUUUUGUUUCCUUAUCGAAACCCCAACAGUAAACGUUUCUUUCGGCUCUUACAAGGGAGAGAAAAAAGAGAGGGGAUAUUUUGUUGUGCUGUUAGUGUGUGAACCCCUCCAAGGACCGUGAAAACCUUCACGAUGACGAGCAGCACCCCAGCGGACAUGAUAAACCUGCGGCUCAUUUUAGUCAGCGGGAAAACGAAAGAGUUCCUCUUCUCUCCCAACGCCUCCGCAGCGGACAUUGCCAAACACGUGUAUGAAAACUGGCCGAUGGACUGGGAGGAAGAGCAGGUCAGCAGUCCUAACAUCCUGAGGUUGAUCUACCAGGGCCGCUUUCUACACGGCAACGUAACACUAGGAGCUCUCAAACUGCCCUUGGGGAAGACCACAGUGAUGCAUCUAGUUGCCAGAGAGACUUUGCCUGAGCCAAAUUCCCAAGGUCAGAGGAAUAGAGAGAAGACCGGGGAGAGUAACUGCUGUGUCAUUCUGUAAAUACACACCACCGCCGGCCCAUCAUCCUUCUCAUCCGUUCUCUCCCUCAACAUCCUGGACCUAAUGAGUCUGUCCCCUGUCCUGGAGCCUGUCUACAGUGCGGAUAUGCAUACAGACAAACACACACACACACACCCUUCUCUUUUUCUCCCCCCCCCCUUCUCUCUCACACACACACACACACAUGUAUAGAAAGACAGCAGGCUCAGGCUGAUUCAGGAUGCAGAGUUGGGAGCAGGAAAUUGAAAAACAAUAGAGUUGAUUCCUUUGUUGUACUUGAUUUGUUGUCAUAAGUGAAAAUGUGUGGAAGGAACUGGAUUUGCAUGUGUUUUUGUUUUUGUGUUUAUUUCUUAAUGCACACCUUUUUAAGCCUUCCGCAACACGCAUACAUGCAACAGACACACACACUUUGUCUAGCCAUCCUUGGCCGGUGUGUCAAAAGUCCUUUACUAACUGGCUCCUCAUUCCAGCUGGUUGUCAUAGUAAUGCAGUGCCCAAUUGUGUGUGUGUGGCCUUGUUUUCUCAUACAAACUGCUGAGAAUUUUAACCACUAACAACUCACCAACACACACACACACACACACACACACACACACACACACACACACACACACACACACACACACACACACACACACACACACACACACACACACACACACACACACACACACAAUGACAUCCUGUAUACACAUCCUACCAUAUGUGCUUGUGUGAUCUCCCUCGGUGCAGCAGACAAAGCUUAGACGUGCCUGAUCAGAGAACUCAAACCAGGACACACAAACACACAUUUAGAAACUCCGAUGUCCUUUUUACUGCCCUCAUCUGCCCUCAAAGGUCACAAGAGAGAAAUUAUUCCUUUUCGUCUGCAGAGCGCUGUAGAUACCGACGCAUCAUACUCUUUCACUCGUCAUAUUCUUAGCCAAACAAAGCCUAACAAACAGACAAAUAGAAAAUCAACCAGUGUUGGUGGUGUUGUUUUGGUUAUUUGUUUGUCCAUGACAUUUGUGACUGUGUUUUGACAGUCACAAAUAUAUUGCUAUUAUUACAAAUAUUUCUGACCGCCCAGUGUUGUAAAAAAUGAAAUGUCAUGUCAGUUACCUUCCCUGCCUGAUGCACCAUCCCCUCUCUCUCUGUGUGGAAAGGCUCAUUUUUCUUCCUUUUCUAACAGUGUUGUGAAGGAUCUCUAUGACAAAUUGCUCUUGAAGCAGGGAAAUUAGUUGCAAUUAAAUUGUUCCUUAUUUGUCUUAAUUCGCUUCUUACACUUUCCUUGAUUCUCUCUCUCUGCAUUAAUACAGUAAGUCCAUUUUGCACAACGGAAGCAUGUGCUCCUUCAUCAGAUUAAUUCAAAUGUAUAAAAAGUUUUAUUGUUUUAUUUUAUAUUUUUCCAAUGGAAGUAAUGUUCCAAACUAAGGUAACGUGUAGAUUAUAUUUAAUAUGAAUCUUAUAUAGAACAUGAUGACUUUAGAUCUUGUUGAUAUACAGUAUAUUGGUGUUUAGUCCAUGAUUGUGUAUACGGUUAGCUUCUAGCCAGUUCACAGUCACUCGCUGACAAUGUCUUGUGCUUAAAAGCAGCAACACCUCGCUAAUCAUCGACGGACUGUGUUUUUAUUUUCUAUCUUCUGUGCUCUUUUAUUAUUUUUUCAUUUGUUUAUAAUUUAAUGUAAUCCUUUUUCUCUUUGUGAGUUUUUUGCUUUAAAAAAUCGCUUUGUAACAGCACUAGGUCUUAAAAAAGAUAUAUUGUUUAUAUUGAUCAGGGUUCAAAUCUGUACAGAGAUAAACGUUUUCAAACCAAUUGUAAAUAGCACUAAUGCUCCCUCUCCCCCAUUCAAACUUCAAAAUGGAAUACAUCUGUAAACAAAAUAAAGGUCAUUGAAGUGCA
This is a messenger RNA of Eleginops maclovinus (Patagonian blennie), 2866 nucleotides long. RefSeq names its product ubiquitin-like 3a (gene ubl3a). The record is from RefSeq and is a predicted model, not a curated record. The transcript has 5 exons. Gene Ontology annotation, molecular function: protein binding. NCBI's taxonomy places the organism in Eukaryota, Metazoa, Chordata, Actinopteri, Perciformes, Eleginopidae. The coding region runs from base 631 to 984 and encodes 117 amino acids.